AAUGUUUCUGACGUUUCUACUGUCUGAGCUGCUUUCUUUUUACACACAGAGACUGGCUUCUUUGGAGACGAGUCUAUUCUCAAGUGGUGUGUUCAGAUUCUACGAUGAGCAUAGAGAUAUGAGGCUUGACAUUGAUAACAUGUCAUAUGAGGAGCUACUAGCUUUGGGGGAUAAAAUGGGUACAGUGAGCACAGCUCUAAGUGAAGAAGCACUCUCGAAAAGCCUCCUGAAAAGUAUUUAUCAGGAGACAGAUGAAACCGGCUCCACUUCACUGAACAAGGAUGAUGAUAUCAAGUGCAGUAUUUGUCAGGAAGAGUAUGUUGAUGGAGAUGAAGUAGGGACUAUGUCAUGUGAACAUAUGUACCAUGUGAGCUGUGUACAACAAUGGCUACGGAUGAAGAGCUGGUGUCCCAUCUGCAAAACCUCUGCAGAAGAGGAGAAGUAGUUGUAGUGAUAAUGCCACACCCAACUUUAGCUUUGUGGGAUGAUUACAAGAUGAUCAGAUACAUUGCUUCUUCAUCUUCACCAAAUGCAUUGUUUCUACAUCAUCUUUCUCUCUUGUACAUAACAUUUUUUUUUUUUACUUUUGACUCAUACGAUCAGAUGACAAUUUCCAUUCUCCACUUGUAUCAAACCUUAACUUUUGAUUUGAACCUGAAACAUUUUUGUAGUCUAUACCAACUUAAAGUUUUUUUUUCUUGUUCUGCCUUCUUCAUACCAACUCUUACAUAAAUACAAAUAUGUUAUUUUCUCCAUAGGAUUGUUCUGCAACAAUGUAUUUUUUUUUUCAUAAUUAAUGGAAAAUAUUCUUGUGGCUGAA
Brassica napus (rape) is the source of this 820-nucleotide messenger RNA. RefSeq names its product E3 ubiquitin-protein ligase MBR2. The record is from RefSeq and is a predicted model, not a curated record. The coding region runs from base 2 to 445 and encodes 147 amino acids. Gene Ontology annotation, molecular function: ubiquitin protein ligase activity. Lineage: Eukaryota; Viridiplantae; Streptophyta; Magnoliopsida; Brassicales; Brassicaceae. The transcript is spliced from 3 exons.